This is a messenger RNA of Priapulus caudatus, 1539 nucleotides long. RefSeq names its product endophilin-A3-like. Gene Ontology annotation, biological process: synaptic vesicle uncoating. The coding region runs from base 135 to 1280 and encodes 381 amino acids. NCBI's taxonomy places the organism in Eukaryota, Metazoa, Priapulida, Priapulimorpha, Priapulimorphida, Priapulidae. Gene Ontology annotation, cellular component: presynapse; glutamatergic synapse; cytoplasm. The transcript has 9 exons. The record is from RefSeq and is a predicted model, not a curated record. Gene Ontology annotation, molecular function: protein binding.
ACAACACUCCGAGUGAACGGGCGGAUGUUGUUACUCGACUUUAUUUGCGUUUUAUCGGUUUAUAGAUAAUUAAUUGUACUUGAUUCGACGCUUGCCUAUUUAUAGUGAUACAUCAACGACUAUCAUCAUACAAGAUGUCUCUUGCGGGGUUUAAAAAGCAGUUGAACAAGGCUAAUCAAUAUAUGAGCGAGAAGAUAGGGGGAGCAGAAGCCACAAAGCUCGAUGAAGACUUCGUUGAAAUGGAGCGGAAAACUGACAUCACAAAUGAGUUGGUGGAAGAGCUACAGACUAAAACCAAGACCUACUUACAGCCGAAUCCAGCCUCACGAGCGAAGAUGUCAGCGUCAAACACGAUGGCGAAGAUUCAGGGCCAAGCGAAGCAGGUGUCCUACCCACAGCCUGAGGGUCAGCUGGGAGAGACGAUGGUCAGAUUCGGCCAGCAGCUGGGAAUGAACUCUAAUUUCGGUACUGCCCUGUUGGAGGUCGGGGAAGCCUACAAGCAGCUUGCCGACAUCAAAUACGCACUAGAGGACAACGUAAAGCAGAACUUCCUCGAGCCCUUGCAGCUGCUGCAGUCAAAGGACCUGAAGGAAGUGAUGCACCAUAGGAAGAAGUUGCAUGGCAGACGUUUAGACUACGAUUGCAAGAGGCGAAAGAAAGCGAAAGGCUCGAACGUGCCGGAAGAGGAGAUGCGCAUGGCCGAGGACAAGUUUGAGGAGUCGUGGAACCUCGCUGAGGCGGCGAUGGUCAACCUGCUCGAGAACGACGUCGAGCAGAUCUCUCAGCUGCACGCGCUCGUGCAGGCGCAGCAGGAAUACUUCCGCCAGUCGGCCGACGUGCUAGAGGAAGUGCUCGAGAAGCUGGAGGUCGAGAAGCAGGAUGCGGCAAGCCGGCCGAAGCGCGAGGCUUCCAUACACCGGCUGCCACGUAACGGCAGCGACUCGAUGGGCUCGGACGCGUGGGACAGCAGCGGCGCGGACGCGGCGAGCAACGCCAAGAACCGCGACUCCGACAGCUUUGCGCAGGACCCGUGGGGCAACAACAGCUCGGCGGCGCCACCUAGCUACAGCAAGAGCACCGAGAAGAAACCGGCGGCGCGCGGGCCGUGCUGCGAGGCGCUCUACGACUUUGAGCCGGAGAACGAGGGAGAGCUCGGCUUCCAGGAGGGAGACGUCUUGCAGCUAAUCGCGAAGAUCGACGAGAACUGGUACGAGGGAUCGAUCCGCGGCAACACAGGAUUCUUCCCCGUCAACUACGUCAAGGUCCUCGUCGACCUGUAACACGGUGGCGGCCAUGGCUGCGGAGGUCGUGGUGGCGGAGGUCGUGGCGGCGGAGGUCGUGGCGGCGGAGGUCGUGGCGGCGGAGGUCGUCGCGGUCGUGGCGACGGCUGCUCGGACUCUUACAUAGCUUACGAUGAUUAUCGAUGACGAUGGAUGGCGGCUGUUUGUGGUUUGUCUCCACCCGACGGAGAGGGAGAGAGAGAGAGAGAGAGAAGGAGAGAAAGAGAGAAGGAGAGAGAAAGGGAGAGGGGGAAAAAGA